AUGUUUACAAAGCACCCGUCCAAUCAGACGGUGUCCCAGGGCAACGCAGCGAGGCUGGGCUGUGCUGUUCAGGGACUGAUGGAGCCCGACAUCGUGUGGCUGAAGGACGGAGAGAAACUCUACAGCACCGACCAGAUGUUCAUCACACUGGGGGAGCAGCACUGGGAGACCUUCCACAGUGUGAAGUCGGUCCAGCAGCAGGAUGCGGGUCAGUACUGGUGUGAGGUGGAGUUCCACGGUCUGACGUUCUCCUCUGAACGAGCCUGGAUCACUGUGGAAGGUGUCCCUCACUUCCUCCAGGAGCCUCAGGACGUGGCCACAUUCCCCAAUGUGCCCUUCAACCUCACCUGUGUGGCGGUCGGCCCCCCCGAGCCCGUGGAGGUGCUGUGGUGGCUGGGGGGGGUCCUGGAGGGAGAGCCCAGAUCGUCCCCCUCCGUCCUCCACGUCCAAGGUGUGAACAGCAGCAUCAAGUUUUACUGUGAAGCAAAGAACGCCAGAGGGAUCUCAGUCUCCAGAACCGGUACCGUUCACAUUAAAGUGUUGCCAGCGGCUCCAGUCGGACUCCAGGUCCUGAGGAUGGUGGAAAACAACGUCACGUUGUCAUGGAGACCAGGAUUCACAGGUCACUCUGAGCUGUCCACCUGCAUCAUCCAGGUGUCGAGGCGGGCUGCCCGGAGGUGGGACCUCCCUCAGCAGGAGGUUCAGGUUCCUCCUCACCUCCAGGUGAUGUCAGGACUCAGGAGUCACUCAAACUACAGUGUGAGGGUCUCCUGUGCGAACGAGGUGGGGGCGUCUCCUUUCUCCCCCUGGUUGCACUUCCAGACACCUGAGUCAGCGCCCUCGGCGGCCCCCAGGAACCUGACCUUUGACCUCUCGGAGCAGCAGCUGUCUCUGACCUGGGCCAAGCUUGAGGAGGACGAGCUGCAGGGGAAGCUGCUGGCCUACAAGGUGCAGUGGACUCUGAGAGGAGAGGCACAGGAGCCUCUGCUGUUUAAGGAGAACAUGGCUCAGCUGUCAGGAGGAGGACGUUUCUUUAACGCCUCCUUCCAGGUCUCAGCCUGCACCUCAGUGGGCUGUGGACCCUGGACCCCCCCGGUGCUGGUGCUGCCGGCCUCAGUGCAGGUCCAGGUCCAGCGGAGCCACAUGUGGGUUGGUCUGCUGCUCGGUCUGCUGGUGGCCACCGUGGUGGGUCUGCUGCUCACUGUCGUCGCUCAGCGCCGCGGGAAAGAAACGCAGUUCGGCUCGGUCUUUAAGGGUCCAGGUCCUGAAAGCUCCGUCUCCUUCACAGCAGCUCGGUCCUUCAACAGAACCUGUGCAGAGCUGCAGGAGUCCACACUGGACAGUCUCGGUAUAAACAACGACCUGAAGAACAAACUGCAGGACGUCCUGAUCCAAGAGAGACUGAUCACACUGGGACACAUGCUGGGGAAAGGUGAGUUUGGCUCAGUGCGUGAGGCCCUCCUGAAGACGGAGGACACAUCUGUCCAGAAAGUGGCGGUCAAAGUGCUGAAAUCUGACAUCACCUCAUCAGGUGACAUUGAGCAAUGUCUGAAGGAGGCGGCCUACAUGAAGGACUUCCACCACCCCAAUGUCAUCCAGCUCAUUGGAGUCAGUCUUCACCGGCGUCCAGGCCAGCGGCUGCCGAUCCCGAUGGUGGUUCUUCCAUUCAUGAAACAUGGAGACCUGCACACCUUCCUGCUGCUGUCCAGACUGGGAGAGCAGCCGUUUGACCUGUCCCUGCAGACUCUGAUCCAGUUCAUGUUGGACAUCUCCCGGGGGAUGGAGUAUCUGAGCAGCAGGAACAUCAUCCACAGAGACCUCGCUGCCCGAAACUGCAUGCUGGAUGAGAACAUGACGGUGUGUGUUGCAGACUUUGGUCUCUCUAAGAAGAUCUACAGUGGAGAUUAUUACAGACAGGGCUCGGUGUCCAAACUGCCUGUGAAGUGGAUCGCUCUGGAGAGUCUGGCUGACAACGUGUACACCACACAGAGCGACGUGUGGGCGUUUGGUGUGACAAUGUGGGAGAUCAUGACUCGAGGUCAGACUCCGUAUCCUGGAGUGGAGAACUCUGAAAUCUACGAGUUCCUGAUCAAAGGAGAGAGACUGAAGAGACCUGCAGACUGUAGGGACGACAUUUAUGACAUCAUGCACAGCUGUUGGAGUCCAGUUCCUAAAUGUCGUCCCAGUUUCCAACAUCUGGUUGAACAGCUGGAGGCGCUGUGGCUCAGCCUGUCCCCCGUCCCCCCGCAGAAGGAGCCUUUACUGUACGUCAACCUGGAGGGGGAGGAGGGCGAGCGGGGCAGAGAGGGAGGAGGCGGCGUGUGGGCUCAGGGGCUGGAGGAGGCGGCGGCAGCGAGCUGGAGUGUCCCCUGGCAGGGGGGGGCGGAGGAUGAGGAGAAAGACUGGCUGAUGGUGGGGUCCGGGGCCGCUCUGGCCAUCGGGGGGGACUACAGGUACAUCAUCGGCCCCUGUGGAGGCCCUGAUGAGGAGGUGGGGGGAGAGGCGGGGGGAGGAGGAGGAGGAGGAAGGAGGAGGAGGAGGGAGUCAAUGGACACCUUACAGGAGGAGGUGAGGGACGAAGAGGACGAGGACGAUGUUGUCAUUAACGUCUGA
Seriola dumerili (greater amberjack) is the source of this 2613-nucleotide messenger RNA. RefSeq names its product TYRO3 protein tyrosine kinase (gene tyro3). Gene Ontology annotation, biological process: positive regulation of kinase activity; protein phosphorylation; cell surface receptor protein tyrosine kinase signaling pathway. The transcript has 18 exons. The record is from RefSeq and is a predicted model, not a curated record. Lineage: Eukaryota; Metazoa; Chordata; Actinopteri; Carangiformes; Carangidae. Gene Ontology annotation, cellular component: signaling receptor complex. The coding region runs from base 1 to 2613 and encodes 870 amino acids. Gene Ontology annotation, molecular function: protein binding; ATP binding; transmembrane receptor protein tyrosine kinase activity.